UUGAAAUCAACGUUUGGGCGACUCGCCGUCUCCUUGACUUGUUGUUUGAGUCCUAAAUCAAUGUUGUAUUUUUAACCUCGUCGCUACAGCAUUGACUUCAACAGCAGUCACUAGGAUGGGGGACCAUUUUGAGCUACAGAUUACCCCAGAGACUCCAGGCAGACCUUCCAUAAGAAACCCAUUUGAAAGUCCUAAUGACUACCACCACCUCCGUGAACCUCUGGUGCCCAGUCCGUCUGUCUUCAAGUCUUCUAAAGUUACUCCUGCCAAGUUUAACUGGUCUAUUGAAGAAAUGGCCAGUCUUCUCCCAGCACACAUUGAUCCAGAGGAAAUCCAGCGACAGUCUCUUUACCUCAGCCAGACGAGGACGGAUUCUGACAUUGAGGAAAAGCGACAGAAUGCUAUUGAGCAGUUUUUCACCAAAGGAGCCAUCGUGCCGUCGCCCUGGGCAGCACCAGAUGUCCGUAAAGCUAAAGGUUUCACGCCUGCAGUGUUUGCUGAAGAGCAGAAGAAAACGUCAGUUGCUUGUCAGACAACUCUUUCAUUACCUCUGGCUUUUGAUUUGGAGAAAGUACUUGGUGAACAUUACCGCAACGAGGAAGCGUGUGAUGCAGUGCAGGAGAGCCUCAGCUCCUCCUCCCUCAGACGAAAACUCUUCCUCGACGGUCAGGGCAGUUACAGUGGCUCUGACAGCUCCAGUCCACCGAGCCCAGAGAGAAGCCAUGCCCGGGGAGAGAAAGCUGCAGAGGGAGAACAAGCCAUAUCAUCUAUUUUUUCCUCCCCUUUACCCGGUGGUGUGUCGGCUCCUACUCCCUCCACGGGUCAGUUCUCGUCCAGUCCCAUCCAGCAUGGCUGCUUCCGAGACUGCAGCCUGGGCAGCAUCCCCAGUCCUUUGUUCCCUGACAGGUCGUCUCCCGCAGGCCUGGUCUCCCCCACAAUUUCUCCUAUUGUUGCUUAUACAGCACGCACACCCAUAGGCUCAGCUGAGAGGAAGCAGCCAAACAAUUUGACUCCACACGGUGUUCCUCUGGGUGCUGACGUCACUUCUUGCAAUGAGAGUCCCUAUGUCGAGGGUUGCUCUCCCAUUCGGAACUGCUCUCCGCACCACCUCCAUUGCCACAAUGAACACCAGCACGAUGUCAGAACCAAACCCAGGGCCAGAGUCCGCUGCUGGGCCUCCCCUCCCCUCAUCUCCCCCAUCCUCAACCCUAAGUUCCAAGACCAUCCGGAGUCUGAUGACCAACUCCCAUUUUCCUCUCCUUCGAUCCCCUCAAUGGAGCUAGAUCCACUGUCGCCUCUGGCCCAGGACAUUCAUACAACUGAUGCUGAGAGAAUUGACAUCGAUCCUGCUGAACCUGUGAAAAUGGAGGACGAUGGGGACAACAGGAUAGAAAGGAAGCUGGAGGAAGAGGAUGAGGAGGAAGCUGGGGGACUUUCGGGACAGCUGACCAGCUCUCGUAUGGUCAAUGCAUCUGUAACGGAGAGCUCUCACAUGUUCGUAUCUCUUCUGGCAGAGGGGAGCAGCAUACCCUACGACUCUAGCAUGCAGGUGGACAGUGGCUACAACACUACCUCAGCAGGCACCGCCAGUCUUAUCGAUGGCUUCAGCACAGACUGUCACAGCAAAGAGUCCUUCACUUCAAACCUGGCAGAGGAAGCCUUACCACUCAAUAAGCACACUAAGAUGAAGGUAUUUUAUCCCCACCACUAAACCAAAAAUUGGAUAUUGAAAGGGUAUACCUCCUCUAGUUUAAGCAUUGUGAUUAUUAUAAUUUUGCAAUCAAAUACAACGUUUACACUUGAAUUUAUGUCAAAUCACUAAGUGGUCGAAAUGUUCACAUUAAUCAUGAACAAAUGUUAUGAGGUUUCCAAGUGGUUUUAAGUUCUUUUUAAGGUUUUUUUUAUUUGGUUUUCCUGACUGAAGGCACAUGUUUUACCACAUUGUUUUAUCACAGGUUCAAAGGGAGAAGAUUAACCUGCAGUAGUUUAUCUUUAGUCCCAUUUACAUUAUACGACUCAAAACCUAUUUAACCGGUGUGGUAAUGGGGAAGGAAAUAAUCAGUUCUGUAUCACAUUUGCACAUCAUUCUCCUCCUCCUCCUCCUCCCCCUCCUCUUUGAAUGCUCUUUUAAAGCUAACGCCGUCAUUUUCAGCGUGACAAAAUAUUGUACUGUAUUUGUUUUUAUGAAAUUUUUAUGACAGAUUUAUUUCUUCUUUUUUUUUCCUUUUAUCGAAUGAGUCCGAAUUGUUGAAACUCAGGAUUACUUGUGGAUCUUACAUGGAUUGUUAGAAUAUUUAUUUUUGAAUGAUGCCACUUGCGAAUUAAAAGCAGACUGAGCCGAA
Solea senegalensis (Senegalese sole) is the source of this 2342-nucleotide messenger RNA. RefSeq names its product bora aurora kinase A activator (gene bora). Gene Ontology annotation, biological process: regulation of mitotic spindle organization; activation of protein kinase activity; regulation of mitotic nuclear division. The coding region runs from base 116 to 1711 and encodes 531 amino acids. The record is from RefSeq and is a predicted model, not a curated record. Lineage: Eukaryota; Metazoa; Chordata; Actinopteri; Pleuronectiformes; Soleidae. The transcript has 12 exons. Gene Ontology annotation, molecular function: protein kinase binding. Gene Ontology annotation, cellular component: cytoplasm; nucleus.